CCGUACCACCAUUGAGCCCUCUCUCUCUCUCUCUCUCUCUCUCUAAAUAUCUUACACUUUCUCUCUCUAGGAUUUACCUCUGUUCCUAUCCUGUAAUCUAGGGUUUAUGCUUCACCUUCUUUUACCAAUGGCUUGACGCAUUGCGAUCCUUCCAUACCCAAAACCCUAGCCAAUAGAAAUUUUCCUAUUUUUUCUCUGUCUUUUACUGCGAAGUGAUUUUUUAUUUGUAUUAUUAUUAUUAUUAUUAUUACUGUUCUUUUUUGGUAAAUUCGAAUAUAACGGAGGAGGUCGAUAUGGAAGGAGUUUCCAAUGGCGGCGAUAAGUCGUCCGGCGGCGGCGGUGGGGCUCAACAGCCGGCGCCGACGCCGAUUACGAACACGAACGCUCCGCCGCCGUUCUUGAGCAAGACUUACGACAUGGUCGAUGACCCGGCCACCGAUGCGAUCGUGUCUUGGAGCCCUACCAACAAUAGCUUCGUUGUGUGGAACCCUCCUGAGUUCGCUAGGGACCUUUUGCCUAAAUACUUCAAGCAUAACAACUUUUCAAGCUUCGUUAGGCAGUUGAAUACUUAUGGUUUUAGGAAGGUUGAUCCUGAUCGCUGGGAAUUUGCAAAUGAGGGCUUUUUGAGGGGUCAAAAACAUCUGCUUAGGAAUAUUAAUCGCCGAAAACCAGCUCAUGGACACAGUAAUCAACAGCCACAGCAAUCUCAUGGACAGAGUUCUGUAGGUGCAUGUGUAGAGGUUGGGAAAUUCGGGCUUGAGGAAGAGGUUGAGAGGCUUAAAAGGGAUAAGAAUGUCCUAAUGCAGGAACUAGUGAGACUGAGGCAGCAGCAACAGAGUACUGAUACCCAACUGCAAACCAUGGUGCAGCGUCUUCAAGGGAUGGAACAGCGGCAACAGCAGAUGAUGUCAUUUCUAGCAAAGGCUGUGCAGAGCCCUGGUUUCUUGGCUCAGUUUGUGCAGCAGAAAAAUGAAAGCAAUAGACGCAUAAGUGAAGCCAAUAAAAAACGGAGGCUCAAGCAGGAAGGUAUUGCUGAGAAUGAGCAUUCUGCUGCUCCUGAUGGACAAAUUGUUAAAUAUCAGCCUCUGAUGAAUGAUGCUCCACAGGCAAUGCUCAGGCAGAUUUUGAAAGUAGAUAACUCUGCCCAGAUGGACUCUUUUAACAAAAAUCCAGAUGGAUUCUUGAUUGGUGAUGGUUCAUCAUCAUCUAUAGACAGUGGGAGUUCCUCAACCCGUGUAUCAGGAGUAAGACUUCAAGAGGUCCCACCAACGUCAGGGCAGUCACUACCAGCUACAUCUGAACUCACUAGGCACUGCCCUUCAGCUGCCAUAUCUGAAAUUCAAUCUUCCUCACUGCCUGCAACUUCUGAGAGGGUUACCACUGCACCAUUCCCAGAUAUAAGUGUACUGGUUGGAGCACAAGAGAGACCAUCCAUUCCUCUUUCUCAGGGAGAUGUUGUCAUGCCCGAGCUUUCUCAAAUGCAAGAAAUGGUGCCUGAUGGUGCAGUUGAUAUUCCUGAAGACGAUUACAUGGGAACCGAGACAGGUGAUGGAUUUAUUCCAAUGUCAGCAGGAAUGAAUGGAUCAAUGUCAAUAGAAAUUGAUAAUUUUACCCCAAUUGAUGAUAUUCCCCCUGAUCCUGAAAUCGAUGCAUUAUUUGAAAAUCCUUCCUUCUGGGAUGAAAUUCUUGUUCAAAGUCCAGUGCCGGAUGAAUCAACCCCUGCGGAGGAAAUUCCCAAGGGAAAUGAAGUGCAACCAACAGAGAAUGGAUGGGACAAAGUUCAGCAUGUGGAUAAGCUUACAGAACAAAUGGGACUUCUUGCAUCGGAGACGAAAGGUGUUUGAUCUUGUUUAACAAUAUGUACAUUAGUUUCACACCAGUACAAGGAAAACCCAAAGACAUAUAUUAAUUACAUGGUUCCUCUUGACCAUUGGAAAGCAGUUAAAUGCCGUUUUGUAUCACUUUACCCCAACUUUGGUUUGCACAUACGGGGAACCAAAAGUACUUUUUUUUUCCCCCACGUUUCCAGUCUGGAUUUUCCUUUUACUCGGAUAAGAUGUACCAGAGGCUAAAAUCUUUUUAUUUAUGAAUUAUGAUCCGUUGUACAUUA
Molecule: messenger RNA, 2110 nt
Organism: Ziziphus jujuba (common jujube)
Lineage: Eukaryota; Viridiplantae; Streptophyta; Magnoliopsida; Rosales; Rhamnaceae
Product: heat shock factor protein HSF8
Exons: 2
Coding region: 294-1844 (516 amino acids)
Biological process (GO): regulation of transcription by RNA polymerase II
Cellular component (GO): nucleus
Molecular function (GO): RNA polymerase II cis-regulatory region sequence-specific DNA binding; DNA-binding transcription factor activity
Source: RefSeq, a predicted model, not a curated record